Molecule: messenger RNA, 813 nt
Organism: Dujonia railenensis
Lineage: Eukaryota; Fungi; Ascomycota; Pichiomycetes; Serinales; Debaryomycetaceae
Source: the annotation of a GenBank genome assembly
AUGUCAACUAGUGCCUUCGUCAAGAAAUUGGCAUCGAACGAUCGUCCAACUAGAGACGCAGCCUUUGAAUCGUUGAAGAAAUAUCUCUCUUCCAAGCUGAACUCCAAAACACUCACAUUAUUAGACUUAGAAAAGUUAUGGAGAGGUCUCUACUUUUCAAUGUGGUUCUGCGAUAGACCAUUACCUCAACAAAAGUUAGCUGAAAAGUUAGGAGAAUUGUUCUCUACUGUAGUUCCAGCUAAUCAAUUUAAUAACUUCGUAGAAGCCUUCUGGGUUGUAAUGAACAUUGAAUGGCCAAAUAUAGAUCAAUGGAGAAUAGAUAAAUUCUACAUGUUGAUUAGAAGAGUGGUGAGACACUGUUUCAUUUAUUUGAAAAAUUCCAACUGGGAAGAACAAAAGAUAAAGGAGUACAACGCAAUUUUGAGAAAGUUACCAUUGAGUGGAGAUAAAUCUGUAAGUGUUGCCCUUCCAUACCAUUUAUGUGAUAUUUACAUUGAUGAAAUUGAAGUUGUGAUAUUCGAAAGUGUGGAAGAGGAUGAUGAAGAGGAGGAAGAAAAUGAAGAAGUAAGUGCUAAAAAGCUAGCAAUUGUAGAAGAAACACCCAUUACGACCUUACUUGAACCAUUUGCAGAAUUGCAAAAGCAAGCAUUAUUGAAAACUUUAAGGGAAAAAUGUAAAGAAGAAGUUUUGGAAGACUCGAGAUUGAAGACAUGGGGACUUGUAGAAAAUGAAGAGAGCGAUGAGAGCGAAGGUGAAGAUGGUGAAAAAGGAGAAGAAAGUGAGAGUGACGACGAAUGGAACGGAUUUGCAUAA